GAUCCGGGGAACCCCGACCCGGGAUCUGCCGGGAACCCUGACCCGGGAUCCGCGACAAGGCGACAGCCCCGAGCGCGGCCCACCGCCCGCCGCCGGAACUACACUUCCCAGCGUGCCCCGCGGCGCGGCGGCGGGUGGGCCAGUGGCUGCGCGGAGCCGUUGUUCCUGACAGGCGGCGAGCGACGUGGCCAUGGGGAGCCUGGGGGGGCUUCUUGCCCUCCGGGACGCCACCUUCCUCCUCCUCCUGCUGCUUCUCGGCCCCGCUGCAGCCUCCCCUGUGCUGCGCGGCCACCUGGCGAAGGGCAACGAGAGACCCAUCAUUGGGAUAUUGUCACAGGAAUGCCACUUUGACAAGUUCCACAGAUUUGGAAAUUCUUAUAUUGCAGCUUCGUAUGUGAAGUUUUUGGAAUCUGCUGGUGCCCGAGUUGUGCCAAUAAGAUUAAAUCGUUCAGAUGAAGAAUAUGAUAAACUAUUCCACUCCAUUAAUGGGGUACUUUUUCCAGGAGGUGGUGUGGAUCUUAAGACUUCAGAAUAUUCCAGGGUUGCUAAGAUAUUUUACCACAAGGCAUUAGAGGCUAAUGAUAAAGGAGAUUAUUUUCCGGUAUGGGGAACAUGUCUCGGACACGAAGAGCUUACAUAUCUCACAAGUGGCGAAGUUUUACUUGUUAAUACCAAGACAAAUGGUUUUGCACUCCCUCUGAACUUUACCUCAGCUGCAAAAAACAGUAGAUUAUUCAAGAAUUUCCCUGAUGAUGUAUUACAUGCAUUUGCUACUAAGCCAUUGUCAUCAAACUUCCAUAUGUGGAGCCUCUCCAUGAAGAAUUUCACAAAGAAUGAAAAGCUUCGUAAUUUCUAUAAUGUUCUGACCACUAACACCAAUGAUGAAGUGGAGUUUAUAUCUACCAUGGAAGCAUACAAAUAUCCAAUUUAUGGUGUUCAGUGGCAUCCAGAGAAAAAUGCUUUUGAGUGGAAGGAUUCACCAGGCAUUCCACAUUCCCCAUCAGCUAUAAGAGCAGCGUAUUAUAUAGCUGACUUCUUUGUUAACGAAGCCCGGAAGAGCCUGCACCAUUUCCCCAGUGAAGAUGAGGAAACAAAAGAAUUGAUUUAUAAUUAUACUCCAGUUUAUACAGGAACAUUUUCUUCAUUUCAGCAAAUCUAUUUUUUUGAUUGAAUGUCAUGUCAAAGGUGCAGUGUUGCUAUUUAUAAAUGUAGUUAUUUGUCAGCAUUGUGUAAUUAAGCUGACAUAGAGCACUGCACGUGACAGAAGGCCAGAAGAGUUCUCUUCCUUUACAAUGAUUUAUCCUGUGUUUCUUUUGCACUGUUGGACCAUUAAUAUAAAAAUUUACAUUCAAUAACAUGGUAAUUGUCUUGGAUCACACUUUAAGGUAAGCUACAGAAAAAUGCAUUUUUCUUCCAGGGAAGAGGUCUUGAUUUUGCUUAUAAACUUGGAAGUAAUAAUGUUUAGUACAAGGAAAAAACACUGUAUUCGUAUAUUUUAAAAGAUGAGAGUUAUCUUUGUAAAAUGUUGUGCACUAUGAUAGCACUAGAGGCUUAGGUAUGUUGCUUGGUAAAAUCCUAUCCUUUUCAAAUUAUUUAACACGUGAGACUCUUGGGUUUGUUGUAAAUAUGUGUAUGUAACCAAGUUCUUGACAGGGACUAUUUUGUCUUUUGAAAAAUUGACCAAAAUAGUAAGGAGGCGUGAUAGCAAAGAGACAUUUUAGACUAAAAAGCACAUUAUAUCUCAUUUGUGAAACUGUUUCUCUUGUACAUUCAGCAUUGUUUGGAGUGUUUAUACCUUGUGAUAUCUACAGAAAUAUGAGGAUGCACUGAAACUGAAGUCAGCAGACAGAUAUUAUUAUGAGAUGCAGAUGUCUGGGUUUUUUUAUUUAAAAUAAUGUAAACCUAAUUUUUUUAUUACAUAGUCUGAUUUUUCCUGUAGCUACUGGAUAGAACUCUCACUUUGAGUCUGGAGAUAGUUUACUACUAACUUAGUAAAGGCAGUAGUUUCUGUCUUGUUGGAUAGUUUAAUGCAGCUGGAAUUCAAACAGCAGUUCAGUGUAUACGAGAAAACUAUUAACAUUGACAUAAUGUGAUAAUAGCAGUUGCAUUCAAUACACUGUGAUACCUUUAUUCUUUUUGUUUGCUUUGUUUUGCUGCACACUUAGUAAAAAUUUUGUUCAGUGGUUUUAUGUGGUGUCCAAAAAGGGACUAAGAUGAAACUCUCCUCUAUUGCACAGCUCCCAAACUCUGUUAACAUCAAUAGGGUUUUGGAGUUUAUGAAGAAUUCAGGUUUGUAUCUCAGCUGUGUUUUGUAGUGCUUUAUACUCUGAAGUACCACAUCUGAAUAAAGCUGAUAUGUUUCUCAGGUUUUUCAAGUAAAAGACGCUCUACUUGUUGUUCAUUGUGAAACAACUGUGUAAGAGAAUGUGAAAUGCAUUAGUUAAAAAAUUAUAACAUCAACUGUGACUAACAGAAAGGCACUACCAGUUAAUUACAAGCUUAAACGUGAUAUUGCAGACUACUUCUACAUUUGUCAGACCAGCCAAAUUUAGUAAAUGGAACUAGUUUUUAAUAUAAGUGACUUUAUUAACUAUAUUAGCUGACUCCUGAGUAGAACCAAGUGUAAUAAGAGGAUUAUGUUCUACAGUUGCAUAUGAAUGGUGCACCGAAGAAACCAAGUCCAGUCUUCUAUUUUUUGUUCAGGCUGAGUUCUUUGCAAUAGCUGUAAGAAUUUGCUGAACUAAAGAGGGCAGGAUUUAGCCUUAAAAACAGGGAUCAAUCUUGCAAGUGAAAUGUCUGCUAACUGCAAUGGUAGCAACUAGUCUUUAAGUGUGUAACUAUAAGGAGUCCUGUGUGUAAUACAAUGAGAAAACAGUGUGUUUAUCAUGAAUUUGUAUGUUUCUUUCCUUUAUAUCCUUUGUCUUGAAAGCCUUAGUUGAUAGAAUCCAUGAUUUUUCUAUGAUGCACAAAAUAAACUUUUAUUCAAGCA
Messenger RNA from Columba livia (rock pigeon), 2989 nucleotides. RefSeq names its product gamma-glutamyl hydrolase (gene GGH). Bases 191 to 1171 code for a protein of 326 amino acids. NCBI's taxonomy places the organism in Eukaryota, Metazoa, Chordata, Aves, Columbiformes, Columbidae. Gene Ontology annotation, cellular component: vacuole. Gene Ontology annotation, molecular function: gamma-glutamyl-peptidase activity. The transcript is spliced from 9 exons. Gene Ontology annotation, biological process: tetrahydrofolylpolyglutamate metabolic process. The record is from RefSeq and is a predicted model, not a curated record.